UGCCUGCUUGCAGACAGGGCUCCAACCGACUCGCCCCGUCGGCGCUGCGUACCGGCUAGUCCCGCAACUUUCGCCAGCCUCGCGGGCCGGGCAAAGAGGCUUUCUGCUCGCUCGGUCCAGUCCAGGGCUCGCUGCGGAGGAGGCGGUCCCGCCAAGCCGAGCUCGGAGCCGGCUGCCUCCGCCCCUCGGAGCCUCCCAGCCGCGGCUGCUCGAGGGGGCGGGUCGCGCGCGCGGCAACUUUUGGAGCCCGAGAGAGCCGCGGAGGCUGGCAGCGAGGGCAGGCAGCAGCGGAGCGAGAGCCACACUUGGGACGCCGCUCGCUCGCUCGCUCGGGCCGGCGGAAGAGGCCACUGCGGCGCUGCAGCUGGCGAGGAGAUGGCCGGGGGCGCGGGCGGCGGGGCCAGGGGCUGGCUGGGGGUCGCCCUGGUGGGCCUUCAGCUCUGGUCUGUGACACUUGCCUUGGAGGUUUCGGUGGGCAAGGCGGCCGUUAUCUAUGUAAAGAAUGGCACGGAUGUCCUCUUGCCCUGCACAUUCACCUCUUGCAUCGGAAUCGAGAGAGCCAACUUCUCGUGGAUCAGCAAUAGCACUGAAAUAUUCAAAGGAAUCAUCAAGAACAAAGACUCCAAGCCAGAGCCCUAUCCAGAGUACAGGUCUCUCAUCAAGUACGAGAUGCCAACUGAUAUGGCCCUCAGCAAGGAUAACCGGGAGUUCAACGUCUCCCUCCUGCUCCUCUUUGCAGAGUUCAGUGACUCUGGGAAAUACACUUGCUUUGUUAAGAACCCAAAAGAGAAGAAUGCCAACCAUAGUGCCACCAUCACGCUCAAAGUGGUCGUGGAAAUGGAGAAGAAGGACAACACGCUAACGCUGAUCAUUGUGUCAGUCGUUGGGGGCGUCAUUGGACUCCUGGUCCUCAUCAUGUUGAUCAAGAAACUCGUCCUCUUCAUUCUCAAGAAGACACGGGAGAAAGAGUGUCUUGUGACUUCUUCAGCAAAUGACAACACAGAGAAUGGGCUAGCCGGCUCCAAAACAGAACAGAAAUCCGCCCCAAAGGCAUGAGGCCACUGUGGAACUGGUGACCUGUGAGGCCCUGAAAUCCAGGCCCAAGAAGAAGAGGAGGAGAGUCGACCAUUUCCAAAUGAUUGAUGCUUGAGACACAUGACUAUAUUACACAGUUGGCUGCAACCAGCACUGCUUCUCAGAUAAGACUGCAGGCAUUGGACAGGCAGGCCGGGGGGAGGAGGGGCUGUGUGCUCAGGUAGUUCUUAAGCCACCAGGAGGAUGCUGCCAGAUGGGAUUUGGUAGGUGUGAGCUUGGGCAUCUUCAGUGCAAGAGCCUGGGCUGGCAGGUGGGCGUGGUGCCAGGGACUUGGUUCUCCUCCUGGGCAGAGGGCAACCAGCUGAUACAGAUGGGCUGUGAUCCAGGGGAAAUGCUUGGCGCCCUCUUCCCUGCCAGCCUCUCACAGGAGCUGAGGCUCAUUUCUAAAGGAUGGGAGGGCCAACACUGCUGGGACAGAACUUGCACAGGUAAUAGGAGUUUGAAGCACUACUGGGAGCCAGACGCCAUUUUGCUUGUACCGCUGCUGGACUUUGUCAUCUUUCCUGUAUCCUGGAGUGGGUGGGAGAGUGGAUGAGCUGCAAAUUGCACCUGGAGCCUGCUGCUCUGUCACCACUACUGCCCACCCACCCACCCACCCACCCACCCACCACAACAGCUUCACAAUAUUUUUUGUUUGUUUUGUUUAAAGCUUGUGUGAUUGUGAGGCUGAGGGGGAUAGAAGAAGCAGCCUGGCUCUCACUGCUCAUGCUACACCCCUCCGAGGUUGGGGUUCCUGAAGUGGCGCUCCCCACCUGCAGACCCCAGGGCUCUUGCAACACCCAGCAUGGUGGUGCCCUUGCUCUGCUCUCAGCUGUUCACUGUAGUGAGGAAUGGCACCUUUUCCUAGGCAGCCUCUUUCCAACCCAAUUGGUGAGUCACAGUCCUGGUCCCAACUUACUUGCAUUGGCUCCUUCUCCUGAUCUCCUGGUGAGAGAGGAGAUGACGAGAGCCAGGAGAUUCGCUUCUUGUUUCAGGCCUUUGGACCACCUUGGAGCUGUCAAGGCCUUAAGUGUGAAGCAAGCCAAUUCCCUGGCACUCCCCUCCCCUCCUAGCUGGCCUGCCUCUUUGCCCUACAUCCCUCCCCCUCUCCUGGGCUUCCUGCUGGGAGAAGAGGAAGGGAGUCUCUUCUGUCUGGCCACGCUCAGCAGCAACUCUGAUGGGAACCUUGCAAGGCUUGCAUCCAUCUGCAGGUUACAUUGUCUUGCCAGGAUCAUGACCAAAACACUUGAUCCAAAAGGCCUUGUCUUCUCUGCUACCCAGCAGCCCUAAAGCCCCCAUUGCAGGAAGCUCCCCUCUCCCAGGACAGCUUGGUCCCUCUUUGCUGGCAAAGGGUGGAGGGGGGCCUGGAACCCCUAACCCUCUGACAUCACCCGUUCUGUAUUUUAUUUAUUGGUCGUUUGCAUUUAUAUCCCACCUUUUUCUCCAAGAAGCUCAAUGUGUUAUGCAUGGUUUUCCUGCUCCUCAUUUAAACCCUGUGAAGGUAGGCUGAGAGGAAUUCAUUGAUCCAAGGAUUUUAACCCUGGUCUCCCAGGUCCUCAUCAGACACUCUAACCACCACCACCAUUAUUAUUAUUAUUAUUAUUAUUAUUAUUAUUAUUAUUAUUAUUAUUAUACCGCCAUAAACCCAGAGGUCUCACUCUACCACACUGGCUUGCUAGAGCCACUAAUAUCUCCUCUGUGAUAAAUAAUAUAUAUAUAAACCUAUCUCCCUGUAGCCAGGCCAAAUGGGGAUCCUGCAAAAUGACACGGACAGAGAAGCAUGGCAACCUCACAGCUGCAUCCCCAUCGCUGUGUGUUUGGUUCAGUUGGGCAUUUUCAGAAUUUGGAAUGUUGUCUUUCCCUGUUUAAACUGGGGGAAGAAAUCAAAGCUCUGUAGGAUAGUGGACCCAGAUCCAUGCUGAUUUUUUAGCUUAUGGCAGAAAUUUACAGGCUUUUUUUGUUUACCAUGAGGACUAGCAUCAAUAACACUAAUAACUAAUAAUAAUGAAAGCUAUGUGUUUGCAAAUCCUGCGCAAUGUUGUCCUCCAACCCACAAGAGGCCACUUCCUCCGCAUUGUGGUCUGGGAGAAUUUGGCCAAGGGCAGCGUCCAAAUCUCCUGACCUCCCAAGGGCUUGGGGAGGAGGGAGGGAAGGAGGGAGGCAGUUCUGGGUGGCGCUCCCAACUCCCAUUUCUCAUUGAAGAGAUACAUUUCCUGUGCGUGACAGAAAAGUGGCCGAACAGAUGCCAUUUCUUCUGGGGAGUAGGAGAAAUGGCCAGCUCCUACCGCAGCAGGGUUCUCUCUCUUGCUUUUUGGGUGCCUUUGAAAUAGUCACAUCCUUCAUCCGUGCCUCAGUCUCCCAUACGAUGUGUAAUAAUAUCAGCCUACCCUGUGUGGUGGUGGUGUAAGGAGGCUUGAUUCAUGACCGUUGUCAGAUGCUUUGUAAGUGUGUGUGUGUUAUUAGGUUGAGAGGAAGGCCAGCAAAGUGAGUGCAAGAAUUUUAGCAGCUGUGGCAGCAAACAUGGAUGGCCUCAGCUCUCUCAAGUGACUUCCUGGCUGUCUUGCACUCUCCCCCCCCCCACCCCACAAGCUUUGGAAAGACGCCACCUCCCCAUUUCUGGAUCCUGCUGUGAUUUCUGCUCCUAUGUCUGCUUUCUUUCCUCCUCCCCCCUGACCCCCAUCCCCAAUGCAAGGAGGUGUGAACAGCAAUAACAGUGCAACCCAGCCUGAGCCAGCAGCCGGCAGGGCGGGCUGGUGUUGGACAAAUUAACCAGAUUCCUCAGGUUAAUGAAUUCUCUUCACUGGGUGUAACAGCAAAUCCAAAGAAAAGGAAACUAUCACCCGCCUCCGCCUGCCUGCACUCCUCUGAACCAUCUGCCUAAGCAGGCUGGUGGAGGUGGGUGAAGUCACAGUCUGUGAAAUUAUUUGGCAAUAAUUUCAGAAGGUGGGAGCCUGGAAGGGCCAAGGAAGGGCUCCAGUUCAGAGCCAGGCUUGCAGGCAGAGCUCCCAUGGGUGUCCCGGAGCCGCCCAGCAGGGGGCACCAGCUGCUUAGGGUGGAGGAAGAAGUUGAGGGGCAGCAUUGGCCAGGGAACCUCCUGCCCAGGAGGCCUUCUGGGCUGGGCUAACACUGAUGCCCCUCCCCUCCCAGCUCUGCUUUUAUUUCAAGCUGAGCCUUUGCCCCAGGGCGGGGGCAAGUUGCCACCAGGAGCAGUGGCCGGCUAGACUCUGGUGCAAAACUUGAGCCUGCCCGUGAGAGUAGCUGGUGGGACACUGGUCCUGUGCUGGCUCUUGGGAGGCCUAUUUCUCUCCCCUGGUCGCUCUUCCACUGGCAGUAGGACCCUGAGGUUGACCCUGCCUGCAGCUUCCCUCAAGGCCCUGCCUUCCCCACUAAGGGCUUUCCAUCACCAAGCUGUCUUGCGCUGAUGCGUGCCCCCUCACCCCGGGCCACCUUGCUCCCUUUGCAAAUACAAGAGACUGUCUGAGCAGAGCUCUUUCUCCCUCCUGAUCCAGCUGCUUCUGCCACAAGGCCUCCCCACUCUGCCCUCCUUCCCUUUCCAAAGAGGCUGGCAGCCUCUGCUGGAGCAAGCCCGGCGCUGCCUGCAUGCGCUCAUGCCAGGAGGAGGAGGCGGCAGGCUAGCAUAGAGGCUGGGCCAAGCACAGGUGCACCUUCGGCAACCGGUGUUGCCUUUGAGACUUCUCUUUUGCACUCUCGAGCUGUAAUUGGCUUCAUUGCCGUGAAUGAAAUAAAACCUUUAUAUUUACUACAG
Messenger RNA from Podarcis muralis (Common wall lizard), 4840 nucleotides. It is a transcript of the gene SCN4B, whose product is annotated as sodium voltage-gated channel beta subunit 4. Gene Ontology annotation, cellular component: voltage-gated sodium channel complex; plasma membrane. The record is from RefSeq and is a predicted model, not a curated record. Gene Ontology annotation, molecular function: sodium channel regulator activity; transmembrane transporter binding. Lineage: Eukaryota; Metazoa; Chordata; Lepidosauria; Squamata; Lacertidae. Gene Ontology annotation, biological process: regulation of sodium ion transmembrane transporter activity; regulation of ventricular cardiac muscle cell membrane repolarization; cardiac muscle cell action potential involved in contraction.